GGAAAUAUAAAUAAACAAUUUCGUGUAAACGAUCGAUUCAAAGAAAUGUUCGAUCGAGAUUUCACAGUAUGUUAGUUUUAUGCCGUUUGAGAUUAGAUAUUGACCUAUUCCACUUCUUCUUUUCAUUCUUUCAUUUCAAACGUGUGUACCAUUAGGAACAUCUGUAUAGAGUUAAACUAUUAUCGAAACUAAUUCAAAUGCGUACUAUUGUAACGCGCAGUAGCUUUUCUUUCAGUUGAUAACAUACACGGCUAACUUUAAAUCUCCGUUUUAUUUGAAAUUAAGAAAAAAGAGAAAAAAAAUAAAAGAAAAAUUAAAAUCAAAAGGGAAAUUGUACAUUAACCGUCAAUAAUUAAGCGUUUAUUUUGGCAAUUUGCAAGACGUUUAAGUUAUCCAUCUGAAAAAAAAAAGUGAAAAGUGGCAUGAACAGUGAGCGAAAGGGAGAGAAAGACAUUUAUUUAGGGGGAACUAUACAGCGCGCCAGUUUUGUUAGAAAAAUUUUCUUCAGCAUUGGAUGUGUGUGCUGAUUGUAGCUUCAUUGCCAUCGCAUUGUCGUGUCAGGCGGAGAGGUGUUGCCACUCUCGCAUGGACCUGGGAGAAUGCCCCCAGAUUCACGACUUGGCCCUACGGGCUGACUAUGAGGCUGCGCAAAAGAAGAAGGAUCACUUUUAUGAUAUCGAUGCCAUGGAACAUUUACAAAAUUUUAUUGCUGAUUGUGAUCGCCGUACAGAACAAGCAAAACAACGUCUCGCAGAAACGCAAGAAGAGCUUAGUGCCGAAGUAGCAGCAAAGGCGAAUAAUGUUCAUGUACUCGCAGAAGAAAUUGGCAAAAAAUUGGCCAAAGCCGAACAACUUGGUGAAGAAGGUUUCGUUGAGGAAUCCAUGAAGCUUAUGGGUGAGAUUGACGAGUUACGAAAAAAGAAGAAUGAGGCCGAACAAGAAUAUCGGAAUAGUAUGCCAGCGUCUAGUUAUCAGCAACAAAAACUGAGAGUCUGCGAAGUUUGCAGCGCAUACCUUGGAAUUCAUGAUAAUGAUCGACGAUUAGCAGAUCAUUUCGGUGGAAAAUUACAUUUAGGCUUCAUCAAGAUCCGCGAAAAAUUGGCUGAGCUUCAAAAAACUGUGGAAGAACGACGUAAGGAAAAAAGAGAGUCGUUGUUGGAUAGACGCAGAGAUAGAGACAGAGAUGAUCGCGAUAGAGAUCGUGAUAGUCGACGCGGAGGAUUGGGUUACAGAGACAAAGAUCGCGAUCGCGAUCGGGAUCGAGAACGUGAACGUGAUCGAGAUCGUGAUCGUGACCGCGAUAGAGAGCGUGAUCGUGAUCGCGACCGCGACCGCGACCGCGACCGUGAUCGUGAUCGUGAUCGUGAUCGCGAAAGAGAUCGAGAUCGCGAACGCAGGGAUAGGGAUAGGAGAAAGUCACGUUCUCGAAGUCGCAGUCGUGGAAAAAGAUCAAAACGUUCACGCAGUAGUAGCCGUAACCGUCGAUCACGUUCUCGUCGUAGUGGGUCCAAUGAUCGAAAAAGAUAAAACUAAUUAUCAUUUUUAAUUAUGCUCAAUCAUUUUUUCUUCGUAUGAAUUCUCACGUGCUUAUUUGUGCACAUUAUAUGUAAAAAAAAAAAAA
Eufriesea mexicana is the source of this 1621-nucleotide messenger RNA. RefSeq names its product putative RNA-binding protein Luc7-like 2. Lineage: Eukaryota; Metazoa; Arthropoda; Insecta; Hymenoptera; Apidae. The transcript is spliced from 5 exons. Bases 586 to 1527 code for a protein of 313 amino acids. Gene Ontology annotation, biological process: mRNA splice site recognition. Gene Ontology annotation, molecular function: mRNA binding. Gene Ontology annotation, cellular component: U1 snRNP. The record is from RefSeq and is a predicted model, not a curated record.